Molecule: messenger RNA, 4687 nt
Organism: Meriones unguiculatus (Mongolian gerbil)
Lineage: Eukaryota; Metazoa; Chordata; Mammalia; Rodentia; Muridae
Product: solute carrier organic anion transporter family member 1A4-like
Exons: 13
Coding region: 26-1921 (631 amino acids)
Biological process (GO): bile acid and bile salt transport; transmembrane transport; sodium-independent organic anion transport
Cellular component (GO): membrane
Molecular function (GO): protein binding; bile acid transmembrane transporter activity
Source: RefSeq, a predicted model, not a curated record
CCCCCAGGCAUCACGAGUCCUGAGGAUGGAGCUGUAUGCCCCAGUACCCAGAAGGUAUUCACUGGCCAGAGAGCACAGCUCACAGCCUGAGGGUAGACUUUGGAGACUUGGUGCUGGAAAGACAGAAGUAGGAUAUUUAAAGCACAGGUAUCUGGAAACAAUCAGAGCAACAUGGCAGAACUUGAGAAAAGUGUUGCAAACCUCGGGGUCGGAUGCUUUGCCAAGAUCAAGAUAUGAAUAUGAAACAACGAUUUCACCUGCAAGCAACUUGUCCUCAGACAGCUUCCUGUGUAUGGAAAACAGAACCCAGACCUUAAAGCCAACACAAGACCCAGCAGAUUGUGUGAAAGAAAUUAAAUCAUUAACGUGGAUAUGUGUAAUGGUGGGCAAUUUUAUACGUGGAAUUGGUGAAACUCCCAUCAUGCCUUUGGGUAUUUCCUACAUAGAAGAUUUUGCCAAAUCAGAAAACUCCCCUUUAUACAUUGGGAUUUUGGAAGCAGGAAAGAUCAUUGGUCCUUUCACUGGACUUUUGUUGGGAUCCUUCUGUGCAAGGAUUUAUGUAGACACGGGGUCUGUGAAUACAGAUGACCUUACCAUCACUCCCACUGAUACACGCUGGGUCGGAGCUUGGUGGAUUGGCUUUUUGAUCUGUGCAGGAAUGAAUAUCCUGACCAGCAUCCCAUUUUUCUUUUUUCCAAAAACACUCCCAAAAGAAGGACUAGAGGAAAAUGAGGAUGGAACUAAAACUGACAAUGAAGAUAAAUACAAAGAAGAGUUCAAAGAGGAAAAACAUGGAAUCACUAAAGAUUUCUUGCUUUUCAUGAAGCGCCUGUCCUGCAACCCAAUUUACAUGCUUUUUAUGCUUAUAAGUGUGCUUCAGGUUAGUGCAUUUACUGAAGGAGUUACCUUCCUGCCUAAAUACCUGGAACAACAAUAUGGAAAGUCAACUGCAGAUGCAAUCUUUCUCACAGGUCUUUAUAACUUACCUCCAAUAUGUAUUGGCUAUUUAGUUGGUGGCUUUAUUAUGAAGAAAUUCAAGAUUACUGUCAAGAAAGCUGCAUACAUAGCAUUCUGCGUAUCUCUGGCUGAUUACCUUUUAUUAUUUUGUUACUUUAUGAUGACCUGUGAUAAUUUCCCAGUUGCUGGCCUAACUACCUCUUAUGAAGGAGUUCAGCAGCCUCUUGAUGUGGAGAAUAUGGUCCUCGCUGACUGCAACACAAGGUGCAGCUGCUUAACGAAAACAUGGGAUCCAGUGUGUGGAGACAAUGGCCUAGCAUACAUGUCAGCCUGUCUUGCAGGCUGUGAGAAGUCUGUCGGAACAGGAAUCAACACGGUGUUUCACAAUUGCAGCUGCAUCCACUCAUCUGGAAACUCAUCUGGAAACUCAUCUGCAGUCCUCGGGCUGUGUGACAAGGGUCGCGAGUGUGCUAACAGGCUGCAGUACUAUUUAAUCACGACCCUAAUUAACAGUUUCAUCUACUCAAUUUCAGCUCUACCUGGGUACAUGGUUCUUCUGAGGUGUAUCAAGUCUGAAGAAAAGUCAAUUGGAAUUGGAUUACAUACAUUUUGCAUAAGACUAUUUGCUGGCAUCCCAUCACCUAUUUUCAGUGGUGCUAUGAUAGACAGAACAUGCUUACACUGGGAAACUCUGAAAUGCGGUGGUCCAGGGGUGUGCAGGAUGUACGAUACAAAUAGCUUCAGGCGUAUCUACCUUGGCGUGCAUGCAGUACUAAGAGGAUCAAGCUAUCUCCCCGCAUUCUUCGUUCUAAUGCUUGUGAGGAAGCUGCAGCUCCCCGGGGAUGUUGCCUCUUCAGAAAUGGAGCCUGUAGAGAUGACACUCACAGAGAAGGAAAGCGAGUGCGUGGAUGUGCACAGAAGUCCCGAGCUUGACAAUGGUGGAGAAGUGAAAACCAAGCUGUAGUGAGUUUUCUAUUGGUCUGUGCAAGGCCAUGAAGAGAAUGCACAGUUCACUUGUUUCAUAUCAUAAGAGGUACAAUAGAAAAUCUUGUUUUAAACGCGUAAAGACUUCAAUUAUUAUUUUUGCUUAUGAUAAAAAUAUUUGCUGAUAGCAUUUUCAGAAAUUUGGGGUAGCUUUAAGAUUUUUCUUGGAAGAAUUAUUUGGAGACCCCACACUGAACUUUUAAGACUGCCUUCAUUUCCAAGGAGGAUUUGCUAAUUGCAUUUUCUUUUUUUAACUCAAUCAAAGGAAGUGUAUUUUUCUCACUUAUCUUCAAAUAGCUUAAAAGCUUUCCUAUUCCUGAAACACUUUAAUUUCACUGAGUUUAUACUUCAAUAUUAGAGAUAAUUAGAGCUGGAAAUAUGCACCCUGGUUGUGUCACAUUAAAAUAAUUUGUUCAAAUUCAUCCUUUCUACCUGCACGAUGUCUGAAUGUAUCUUUAAUGAUUUAGAAAUUGUUAACUCUCAUUUUUUAUUCUAGACUUUUGAUGCUUCCAUGAUUACACUUUUCAUUAAUGAGUCAUCUCUUAUUUUCAGUUCCGUCUUUCAUUAUUCAUUUCCCACGUUGGAUCAUCUUGCUUACAGCACUGACAGAUUUAAUCAGCUUAUUAAAUCUCAUGUAGCAAAAAUAGUUUGAACUUUUUUGUCUAGCAGUUUCAAGUUGGUCCUGAAGCUCUUUCUUGAGAAAGCCAGUCCUUUCAAGGGCCCUUUGAGGAGAUGGGGUUGUAGCUCCAUGGUACAAUACAUGAGAGGACCCAGGUUAACCCCCAAGGUAUUGUAACAUGCUGACAAAAUAAAAUAAAGUAAAAUAAACAAGACUGAACACAGUCUAUGAUAUUUUCAAAAAGCUACUUUUUCAUAUUCAGGAAGCCUUUUUUGGUCUAGUGUUCAUUUUAUUCAUCUGUCCUCAGAGCACAUGGCUAUUAUCUUUCAAAAUCAUCUUAGAGUAAAACCUUUAAAAGGAGCCAGCUAGUUAGCUCUGUGGAGAGGUGUGUUUUUCACCACACCUGGCAAGGAAGAUUUGAUCCCUGGGACCAACAUGGUAGAAGAGAACCAACUCUUGAAAGUUAUUCUUUGCAUUCUACUCAGGUACCGUGGUGUGCAUGCCUCAUUCUCCCCAAAACAGUCAAGCAAAUACAAAAACAUAUAAAUAAAAAUUAAGAAGUUUCAAUAAGAGGAUAGUCAAAAUAAUUAUGUGCAUGAGUCUUCAAAAUUGGCAAAAUAACUUUUCAAGUCAUCUCAAAAGCUUUAAUUUUUUUUUCGGUGCCUGCAAUCAGUGCUUCCACGAGGCCAUCUGUGAGGCAGUACCACCUGGGCUACUUGUCUUGUCUUCUUGGUUGUCUAGUCCUCAUGCUCUGCUAAAUAUUAACUUUCGAAGGUAUUACACAAUUGUGUAUUAAUAUCUGUAUGGACUGUGCACUGAACAUAAUUCAGUUAAAGAGGAUUUCCUGUAAAACAAAUUUUAUGUAUGCCUUUUCAAAGAAUGGCAUGAUACAUUCUGAGGAAUUUGUAGCCAAUGAUUUAUUGGCCAUGCAUAACUGAAGUUCUGGCUGAAGACUUUUUCAUGUCUCAGCCAGUCUAAGAGCUGUUCCUAUGUGGAGGGAUCAGCAAAUUAUGUUCCCUGUCCUGUUUGGUCUUCUUGAUUUCCUUCCUUCGGUCUGCAGCCAAGAUCGUCAGGGGGGUCUCCCCGGUCAAGCCUGCUUUCCAACACUCUGGAUUGAAAACAUAGGCUUUUGUUUCCUGUUGAGACAAGAGCAGUCUCCUCCACACGGCAAAAUACUUCCUGUCUUCCAUUUUGAAAUUAGGAUUAUGAUAUGCUCAUCCAUUUCAGCAGUCCCUUCUAAAAUCCAGUGUAUCUUAGCAGCUGUGCUACUUGUCUCAUUUAAUAACUUUGAGAUCAACAGAUCAUUAUUUAAUCUACGUUGAGGUGAUAGCAUAUUCUUUUUCUGUUUUGUGACCACCUUUUAAAAAAUUAUUGUUAGAUCUGUUUAUAAUUGUUUGACCUAUAGGAUUAUAAGUUAUGUCUAUAACAGGUUUCAUGUCAUAAUGUCUAAAAUAUUGUUGUAUUCCAAUGGAUAUACAUGGUGAACCGUCAGCCCCAAUUUGCAGAGGCAUCUCCACGACAGUCAUCAUUUCAUACAAAUUUGGUACUUAGAAUUAUGCUCUCCAGAAUUUAAGGCAAAUGUCCCUUGGAACUUUGAAUAUGAACCUAAGGAAUGGUGCAUAUAUUUCAGCUCUCCAAACUCUGUAAAAUGGAGCACGCAAGCCAUUGUAUGACAUUGUUCCAAGGGAAUAGCAAACAAGGUCUUCAUUUCUACCUUAGCAUAUAGACCUUCGUCCAGUAAUUGAACCUUGACAAUACAUAUACAAUAUUGUCUGACAAUGUUGACUUACAGCUGAAGCCUUUUUACUCUGAAUCUCAUUGGGGUGCCUUUCUGCAAUUUCUUCAUUCCUCUAUGGACUUUCCUCAUCUGGAUCUACCUCCUUUGGUAUUAUUGUAAGUUCCAGAUUGGAUUUCCCUGAUGGUUCCAUAUUUUGAUUCAAAGAUUCCUCCAACCUCUUUUUUUAUGGCCUAAUUUAGCAUCUAUAUUCUCAGUUUGUUUUUGUUUUUGUUUUUCUUUUUCCAAGGCUGUCUCUCUGAAACAAGAUAUGCAAAACUGGAAUUGACAUUGUAUACCAUGAGAAACAAUUGUAUGCUAAGAGAAACAAACUUAAAUGGAAUCCAGAAGUA